CUUCAAUCCAGCUGCUCCUUCCCCAGUCUCGCUCAAUUGAGCACAACCACCUCUCAAAAUGCUUUCGCGACACGCGCCAUCUCCUAAGGCCGUCUCUACUCUCUCUACGCGGGUGCUGCCUUCGACAGCGCACGUCGCCUCUCGAUUCCCUUCUUCCGUUUCCCCAUCACAGCAGAGUCGAGGACUUGCCACAGUCCAAGAUGCACCCCCUCCGCCGAAACGAACCCACUUUGGUGGAUUGAGGGACCAGGACCGUAUCUUUCAGAAUCUGUAUGGACACCAUGGAGCAGAUUUAAAAAGCGCCAAGAAGUAUGGAGACUGGUACAAAACGAAGGAGAUCUUGCUCAAAGGGCAUGACUGGAUCAUCUCCGAAAUCAAAGCUUCAGGUCUGCGAGGUCGUGGUGGCGCUGGGUUUCCGUCCGGCAUGAAAUGGUCAUUCAUGAAUUUCAAGGAUUGGGAUAAGGAUACAAAGCCAAGGUACUUGGUUGUUAAUGCUGAUGAGGGUGAGCCUGGAACUUGCAAGGACCGAGAGAUUAUGCGGAAGGAUCCCCACAAGCUCAUCGAAGGAUGUCUGGUUGCUGGCCGGGCCAUGAACUGCACAGCUGCAUAUAUCUACAUCCGUGGCGAGUUCUACCACGAAGCCACGAUCUUGCAACGAGCAAUUCAAGAAGCAUAUAAGGAUGGUCUGAUUGGAAAGAAUGCGUGUGGAAGUGGCUACGAUUUCGACGUUUAUCUCCACCGUGGAAUGGGCGCCUAUGUUUGCGGUGAGGAGACAUCACUCAUCGAAUCUCUCGAGGGAAAGCCUGGCAAGCCUCGUCUAAAGCCCCCCUUCCCUGCUUCCGUCGGUCUUUUCGGAUGUCCAUCCACAGUGGCAAACGUCGAAACAAUUGCAGUUGCACCAACGAUUUGCAGAAGAGGAGCAAAUUGGUUCUCAUCAUUCGGUCGUGAGCGAAAUUCGGGAACAAAGCUCUUCUGUAUUUCUGGUCACGUCAACAACCCAUGUACUGUUGAGGAAGAGAUGAGCAUUCCUCUGAAAGAGCUCAUUGAGAAGCACUGUGGUGGCGUUCGAGGAGGGUGGGAUAACUUAAAGGCUAUCAUUCCUGGUGGUUCCUCAACGCCCAUCUUGCCCAAGAACGUCUGCGAUGACCAGUUGAUGGACUUCGACGCCUUGAAGGACAGCCAAUCUGGUCUUGGUACUGCGGCUGUCAUUGUGAUGGACAAGAGCACAGAUGUCGUCCGUGCUAUCUCAAGAUUGAGCCACUUCUACAGACACGAAUCCUGUGGGCAGUGCACGCCAUGCAGGGAGGGUAGCAAGUGGACGGAGCAGAUUAUGAAGAGAUUUGAGAAGGGUCAAGGAAGAGAGCGAGAGAUUGAUAUGUUGCAGGAGCUCACAAAGCAAGUUGAGGGCCACACCAUCUGCGCUCUUGGUGAGGCUUUUGCCUGGCCCAUUCAGGGUCUUAUUAGACAUUUCAGACCAGAAUUAGAAGCUCGCAUGAAAGAUUAUGCAGAGAAGAACGGGGGAGCAGCGUUGGCCGGUGGAUGGGACCACGAUGCGUUAAGACAGGGAAAGUUGAUUGCUCCAGGGCAAUAGAUCUUGGAUGGUAGAUUGUUUAUAGGGAACCGUUCCUGUGUAUUUAUCGCUAUUAAGCAUGGAUGGCCUUCCGAGUCGAGGCGUUAUGCACGCAUGAUUUUCUUUGUAGCAGACAAAUAAAUAAAUGAUGUGACUGAACAUCCCUAACCAG
Molecule: messenger RNA, 1742 nt
Organism: Hyaloscypha bicolor E
Lineage: Eukaryota; Fungi; Ascomycota; Leotiomycetes; Helotiales; Hyaloscyphaceae
Product: NADH-ubiquinone oxidoreductase 51 kDa subunit mitochondrial precursor
Exons: 4
Coding region: 59-1591 (510 amino acids)
Molecular function (GO): FMN binding; 4 iron, 4 sulfur cluster binding; NADH dehydrogenase (ubiquinone) activity
Source: RefSeq, a predicted model, not a curated record